AUGAAUCGCGUCGUGGGAAGGGUGACGUCCUUCCUCCUCCGGCGGCAACCUGCGGGUGCGGCGUCGGGGACGCCGGCGCCGCCAUGGCGUCUGCGGGAGCUGCCUGGGGGUUGGGUUCCGGCGGAGACAUUGCUUGGGGCCGUUCGGGGAAUAAGAGUAAGAGUGCGGAACGGGAACCUGGAGCAGGCUCUGGCAGUUAUGAAUCGGAAGAUGCAGUCGAGCGGGAUGGAGCGGCUACUGAGGCGGGCACGCAACCAGGAGAGGCACCUCAAGAAUUCCGAGAAGCGCGUCCUCGCCCGUAAGAACCUCGAGCGCAGGAUCCGCGCCCAGGAGUUUCACAAGAAGCUUCGUCAAGCUCUGGUCAACAAACUAAGGUGGGCCCCUGAUUCCUCUUCCUGCUGCUUUCUUCGCCCUGGUUUCUGCUUGUUCCCUGACCUGCGUGCAUCAUGACACAUCGCGUUAUUCUGGGUAACCGAUGACACAAAGCGAUUAAUCCUAUGAAAGUCUCACUGCGAUGCUCAUAAUUUCACGAAAAUGGCUUUCAAACAGUUGCAAUUUGCUUAUUUUCAGAUUUUAAUCUUGUGAGGUGAGUUUUUACGAUUUUCUGUUGAAUAAAUGAGUAAAAACAUAAACUAUUCUCCAAUCACUCUCUAAAUAGCCACUCUACAAGGCGGCAUUGUGUGUGUGAAAAAGAUGUACCUUUGGUUCUUUGGUUUACGCGAGCCUAUCUUAUCUGAAGCUGUGUAUUGUAAAACCAAUGAGUUUUUUCCUUUUGUUCUUGUUUCCACAAGAGUUCAUCUUUGCCUCCCCUGAUGGGUUCCCCUUCACGUUAAUCGUUCAGUACACUUUAAAAAAGGCUGUAAUAUAGGCGAAUGGGACGUUCCAUUCAGAGCCUUUUUUGCUUAUUCAAACUUUCUCGUAUGAUUGUGCCAAUUUCGCAUUGUCAUCUCUCUACCUCUGAGAAAUUGGCAUCUUGUCACCACCUAUAGGAUCAGUGUGCUGUCCAAACAUGGGGAGUCAAAUCCGUGAAAAAGUUUUGAUUUUGUGUCAUGAACCUCCAGUCGUGUCACCCCCUCGCACAGGUGAAGAAGCUGACCAACUCUUGAUACCUACUUCUCCGCGACUUUCUUUCUAUCCAAGGAUUCUUGUCAUAUUUUUCCUUGCACUAAGAAGGCUGAUGUGUUCUUGGGCACUGUUUUGUCUGAAAUAAGGACCACACGAGUAAGUUCGCCUUUUUAAAGGAUAAUGAACUAUGGAGAUCGUUGAUCACUUUCAUCGACCCAUCCUCAAUGAGUUCCCCAAAUUGUGGUCGAAUCCUAUGGAACAACCUCCUGGGUGAGGAAAUUUAAUUGGUUUCCGUGCUGAAGAGUUUCUGUCUCUCCAGAGUGGAAGGUUUCUCUUUAUUUUCUUGAUUGAAUCAGAUUGUUAAUUCUGUAGGUUUUUCUUCUAUUAUAGGAAGCUUAAUCCAUGCUGUGAAUGUCAAAAAAAGAAAUAUCAGGAGACACGAAGCUUGUUUCUAGUCUUUUACACUUGGUGGCGGAGUAAAACCGAGAGGGGGUUUCAUCCAUCUCGAUUGCCAUGUAUGAUGAUCUCUCUGGAAAUCUAGAUCCCUUUGCAUGAGUUCAUCAAAGCCCGAAGCAAUCCUAAAAUGCCUUCUCAUUUUUUGGAGAGGUCCGGUGCUCCGUCUGUGCAUCUUAUAAUCCUAAUUUUUAAAAAAAGAAUUGAAUGAUUUCUGAGGUCACCCUAGAAAAUUCAUGACCAUCUUACAUUGAUCGUAGUGUGAUGUGGGGAUGCCACUCCUUCCAUUAAUGAAGUUCAAGGAGUCAUGGAGAAGCGCUCGGGAGUUGA
Messenger RNA from Spirodela intermedia, 1848 nucleotides. NCBI's taxonomy places the organism in Eukaryota, Viridiplantae, Streptophyta, Magnoliopsida, Alismatales, Araceae. The record is from the annotation of a GenBank genome assembly.